AUGUCUAGUCGAUCCUCUGGUUAUAAUGUUCAUGAGGAUGUGUUUUUGUGUCAAGUUUAUAUGGAAAUAUCUCAAGAUGUAAUUACGGGUAUGUACCAAUCUUCAGAUACUUUUUGGUCUCGAGUGUGGAGCAAAUACAACAAAGAAAAAAAUAACGGUUGGGAGGAGCGUACCCAACGCUCGGUUCAAGCUCGAAUUCAAACUAUUGAAAAAGAAGUUCGAAAAUUGAAUUGGUGCAUCAAACAAAUUGAGAAUAUGAAUCCAAGUCGAGCAUCGAAUGAAGAUAUUUUGCAGCGAGCGAAAAUGCUAUUAACACAAGACCCGCUAUUUAUAAAAGGUUUCAAAUUUGAUCAUGCGUGGCAUACUAUAAAGGGAAAAGAUAGUCCAAGACAAGUUCAUCGAUUACCACGUUUCAACAAUAUUUCAUCCGAGUCCGAAUAUUCUCCUUCUGAAUCUCAAAUACCGAAAUCUCCCGAGGAGUCACCAUUUUCUGAUAAUUUAGAAGAUCAUAACAUUGGUGGUUCUUCACGGCCCAUUGGAGUCAAAAAAAGCUAA
Messenger RNA from Mercurialis annua (annual mercury), 555 nucleotides. RefSeq lists its product as uncharacterized. The record is from RefSeq and is a predicted model, not a curated record. The transcript is spliced from 3 exons. Bases 1 to 555 code for a protein of 184 amino acids. Lineage: Eukaryota; Viridiplantae; Streptophyta; Magnoliopsida; Malpighiales; Euphorbiaceae.